AUGGCCGCCACAAACUCUCUCGACCAUCUGAGCAACCGGAUGAAGCUGGAAUGGCACGCCCGGCUUAACACUGAGAUGGUGCCCUCGAAGAACUUCCGCCGCACCUCCAUCAUCUGUACCAUUGGCCCCAAGACAAACUCCGUGGAGAAGAUCAACGACCUCCGCACAGCUGGUCUCAAUGUUGUUCGCAUGAACUUCUCCCACGGCUCGUAUGAGUACCACCAAUCUGUUAUUGAUCAUGCCCGCGAGGCUGAGCGUCUCCAAACCGGACGUCCUCUCGCCAUUGCUCUUGAUACUAAAGGACCUGAGAUCCGUACCGGAAACACCAUCGGCGACAAGGACAUCCCUAUCAAGGCCGGCCAAGAGAUCAACAUCACCACCGAUGAGCAAUACGCCACUGCUUCUGACGACCAGAACAUGUACCUUGACUACAAGAACAUCACCAAGGUGAUCUCUCCCGGCAAGCUCAUCUACGUCGAUGAUGGUAUCCUUUCCUUCGAAGUGUUGGAGGUCGUAAAUGAGCAGACCCUUCGCUGCAAGUGCCUCAACAACGGCAACAUCUCCUCCCGCAAGGGUGUCAACCUCCCCGGCACUGACGUUGAUCUGCCUGCUCUCUCCGAGAAGGACAUCAACGAUCUGAAGUUCGGUGUCAAGAACAAGGUCGACAUGAUCUUUGCCUCCUUUAUCCGUCGCGGAAACGACAUCCGUCACAUCCGUGAGGUGCUCGGUGAGGAGGGCAAGGAGAUCCAGAUUAUUGCUAAGAUCGAGAACCAGCAGGGUGUAAACAACUUCGACGAGAUCCUGGAGGAGACUGACGGUGUCAUGGUCGCCCGUGGUGAUCUUGGUAUCGAAAUCCCUGCCCCCAAGGUCUUCAUCGCCCAGAAGAUGAUGAUCGCCAAGUGCAACAUCAAGGGUAAGCCCGUCAUCUGUGCCACUCAAAUGCUGGAGUCCAUGACAUACAACCCUCGCCCCACCCGUGCGGAGGUUUCCGAUGUUGCCAACGCCGUUCUUGACGGCGCCGACUGUGUUAUGCUGUCUGGAGAGACCGCCAAGGGUAACUACCCUUGCGAGGCCGUUCGCAUGAUGUCCGAGACCUGCUUGCUCGCUGAGGUUGCCACUCCUCACUUUAACGUUUUUGACGAGCUGCGCAACCUGGCUCCUCGCCCCACCGACACUGUCGAGUCCAUUGCUAUGGCUGCUGUCAGUGCCAGUCUGGAGCUGAAUGCUGGAGCUAUUGUUGUUUUGACCACCAGCGGUAACACUGCUCGUAUGCUUUCCAAGUAUCGUCCUGUCUGCCCUAUCAUCAUGGUUACCCGUAACCCCGUGGCUUCUAGGUAUUCUCACUUGUACCGUGGUGUCUGGCCAUUCCUCUUCCCUGAGAAGAAGCCUGACUUCAACGUCAAGAUCUGGCAGGAGGAUGUUGACCGCCGUCUUAAGUGGGGUAUCAACCACGGUCUCAAGCUCGGUAUCAUCAACCGGGGCGAUCCUAUCGUCUGCGUGCAGGGGUGGCGUGGUGGUAUGGGCCACACCAACACCGUUCGUGUGGUCCCUGCUGAGGAAAACCUCGGUCUGGCUGAAUAA
Molecule: messenger RNA, 1581 nt
Organism: Aspergillus ochraceoroseus IBT 24754
Lineage: Eukaryota; Fungi; Ascomycota; Eurotiomycetes; Eurotiales; Aspergillaceae
Product: pyruvate kinase CDC19
Exons: 8
Coding region: 1-1581 (526 amino acids)
Biological process (GO): glycolytic process
Cellular component (GO): cytoplasm
Molecular function (GO): pyruvate kinase activity; potassium ion binding; magnesium ion binding
Source: RefSeq, a predicted model, not a curated record